AUGUCGUCCGUCCGUGCUGUCCCCUCCACGCCGCGCGUCAUCUCUCCCAGCCCGACACCCUCCGAGAUCGAUGCAGCCUCGCAAGAUAACUACUUUGGCCCGGUGACGAGGUCCGCUGCGAAGAAGCGCCGUGCCACCCCUCAACCCUUGGAGGAGCGCGCCGAGGAGGAUGACUACGAGCCGUCGACGAUGCGCAGGUCGCGCACGAGAAGCCGCUCGCCCAUCGAGUCCCGCCGAAUCACCCCGAUGACCUCGGUCAAGUCGCAGAGCAAGAGAGGCAAGUCGCCCGUCAUCCCGAGCGAACCGAUCACGAACGACGUUGCCGCCGCCGCCGCCGCCGCCCCCGGCGAAGCGAAUGGCAUCGCCAAAGCCCCGACCGCCAACGGCCACCUGGCCCCUCCGUCCGCCGCGCCCGCCGGCUGGAGCUGGCGGGACUUCAGUCGAAGCCCCAGCCCGCUGGGCUUGAUACCCAUCCACAGGAAAUGGCGGACAUUUGUACACAAGCACGAGGUGCCCAGGAAGGUCCUGCACGUCUCGAUCGGGUUCUUCACGCUAUGGCUCUACGUUUCGGGCAUCCAGACGAGCUCGGUGGCACCCUGGCUUUUCGCCGCCCUGAUGCCCAUCACGACCGCCGAUUACCUCCGUCACAACUACGCCUCUUUCAACCGCUUCUACGUCUCGGUCCUCGGCGCGCUGAUGCGCGAGAGCGAAUAUGCCGGGUGGAACGGCGUCAUCUUCUACCUGCUCGGCGCCUGGAUCUCGCUCCGAUUCUUCCCCAAGGACGUCGGCGUCAUGGGCAUCCUCCUGCUCAGCUGGUGCGACACCGCCGCCAGCACCUUUGGACGUCUCUACGGCGCCUACACCCCGCGCAUCCGCCGCGGCAAGUCGCUUGCGGGAUCGUCGGCGGCCUUCCUCGUCGGCGUCAUUUCGUCCUACUUCUUCUGGGGGUGGCUCGCGCCCAGGACAGGACCUUUCCCCGGCGACGAGAACUAUCCCUUCAUGUUCACCGGGGCGCUGCAUCUACCCCGCACCAUCGCAAGCGCCGUGGGGCUCUCUGAUGCUCAGGCCACCAUCACCGGACCGUUAGCGCUCGGAGUCAUGGGUCUGUGGUCCGGCUUCGUGGCGGCCGCCAGCGAGGUGGUGGACAUCUUUGGCUGGGACGACAACCUGACGAUCCCCGUCCUCAGCGGGGCUGGCAUUUGGGGAUUCCUCAAGAUCUUUGGCUAA
This is a messenger RNA of Colletotrichum spaethianum, 1227 nucleotides long. Its product is annotated as CTP-dependent diacylglycerol kinase 1. Bases 1 to 1227 code for a protein of 408 amino acids. Gene Ontology annotation, cellular component: endoplasmic reticulum membrane. Gene Ontology annotation, molecular function: ATP-dependent diacylglycerol kinase activity. Lineage: Eukaryota; Fungi; Ascomycota; Sordariomycetes; Glomerellales; Glomerellaceae. The transcript has a single exon. The record is from RefSeq and is a predicted model, not a curated record. Gene Ontology annotation, biological process: phosphatidic acid biosynthetic process.